AUGGUCGGAGACGCAAAGAGACGACGCUCGAUGAGGCUCCAAGCCGUACGCGACGAGCGCAUAGGGAAUACUGGCCAGUAUGAGUCCGUUAUGGUAGGCUCAGGCUCAAGCUCGGACGAUGAUUUCGAAACAUCUGCACAGGAGUUUGGUGACAUGGCGGAGAUGGGGCUCACACCGGAGGAGGAGGCCAUGUAUCCGACUAUUAAGACACGUGGCACCACCAGGCAACUCUUGAGAGCAGUGACUAAUCUCAAAGCACGGCAACGCCAGGCAGUGAGGGAAAUCGGUUUUGGCCAUCUUCUGAAUUUGGGAAUCAGGGAAACUCCACAACGGCUAGGCCACUGGUUGGUCACUAACUUCAAUCCAUCCGACCUGACAUUGACGGUUCAAGGCGAUAGAAAGAUUCAGAUUGGCAAGGAGGAUGUUGCUGCGUGUCUUGGACUUCCCAUGGGUGGAGUUCCAAUCACCGUACGGGGGAAACGGGAGGUCGGUCCAAUGCUGCGUGAGUGGAGGUGUAAAUUAGGUUGUCCAGAAGGCAAUAUUACACCUACAGAGGUGUGUGAUGCUUUACUGGGAGACGAAAUCGGUGGUGAUUGGUUUAAGCGCCAUUUCUCCGUUAUCGUGGCUACCACGCUAAUUGAGAGCAACCAGAACGGGAAUGCUAAUCAGCAGAUACUUCACAUGCUCGAUGAUGUGGUGCAGAUUGAGAAUCUGGAUUGGUGUGGUUACCUGCUUCAGUCCUUGGUGCACACCCAUGCUGACUGGUUGCAGCAUAAGGUCCAGAAAUAUACUGGACCCAUAGUGUUCCUUACUAUCCUAUACAUGGAUCGCGUGGUGUUUGGCAGCCGGGGUGUUCCUAGGUUUUAUCCAGCACUGAGGGGAUGGACCACUAAACUUCUGAAUCACCGGCAACUCCAAGAGAUAAAGGGUGGGGGAUUUGGGAUGGGCGACAUUGACGUGCCGUUGAGGCCAGGUGCACCAACGGUGCUUGAUGGUCUCUCACAUCAUGUACCAGGGCGUAUGGACCAAGCUAGUGAGGAGCAGAGUUUUAUUGCUCGGUUAGUUGACAAAGUAAAAGCACUUGCUGCUGCUGUGGUGGAAAUCGCAGAAAUUGUGAGACAUGCCCCCCCAGAGGUUACAUUAGACGAGAGUUUCAAGCAAAUGUUGGAGGUAGUGCAUAUACUGUUGGGGUUGAGGGAAGUUCCUCCAAGUGACAAUGCCUUUUGGGCCAAACUAGAGAACCUCGAAGGGUCGGAGGUAAUAAAGAAAGCUAUUGAGAUGAGGCAAGUCCUUAGAGACAUGCCUAGUUUUAGCCCGGGUCUGACCCAAGACGUCAAGAUGCCUGACUCAACAGACAUCAAGGCCAACCUAGAGAACCUCGAAGGGUCGGAGGUAAUAAACAAAGCUAUUGAGAUGAGGCAAGCCCUUAGAGACAUGCCUAGUUUUAGCCCGGGUCUGACACAAGACGUCAAGAUGCCUGACUCAACAGACAUCAAUGGGGACGUCAGGGAGUUCGCAACUGCUGCCACGACAUUAGCGGCGUUGGACGAAGGACAUCCUGCCGAGGAAAGCGUGGAGGAAGUAUUGGCAGAUGUUGAGGUUUGUCCAACAUCACCAUUCCAAUUCAAAGCUCAGCAGGAAUCACCGCAGGACACCCCUGGCCCUGGUGUUAUGACGCACACUAAAUAGCCUGUCAUCG
Molecule: messenger RNA, 1699 nt
Organism: Ipomoea triloba (trilobed morning glory)
Lineage: Eukaryota; Viridiplantae; Streptophyta; Magnoliopsida; Solanales; Convolvulaceae
Exons: 5
Coding region: 1-1689 (562 amino acids)
Source: RefSeq, a predicted model, not a curated record